This is a messenger RNA of Zea mays, 1886 nucleotides long. RefSeq names its product purple acid phosphatase. Gene Ontology annotation, molecular function: metal ion binding; acid phosphatase activity. The record is from RefSeq and is marked provisional. The transcript has 4 exons. NCBI's taxonomy places the organism in Eukaryota, Viridiplantae, Streptophyta, Magnoliopsida, Poales, Poaceae. Bases 324 to 1724 code for a protein of 466 amino acids.
AACUACGGUUGAUGGUGUUUGUACAGGGAUUCGCGGCCCCGUACCGUACGCCAAAGCACAAUCCAUGGGAUAUUCCCCGCAAAUUUCGGUUUUUUUUAACUAGACCGACUGGAUCAGUUGAAGCACAAGGAGGAAACAGUUGCUAGCCCAAACCCAAACCUAGAGCUCGUUAUUAGGGGGAGUUGUUGCAUCUUCUGUGUGACUGUGUGUAUAUAUAUCUCCGGCCGUGGGCGGUGGCGAGUUCUGUUGAGGGAGGAGAAGGGGGUGGCCAGAGAAAACAGGGGCAGAGGAAGCAGAGUAGUAGAGCCAAGGCGAGCGUAUCAAUGAUGGGGCCUCUGCCUCUCCGCCGCCGCGUGGGCGUCCUCCUGUUCCUGGCCCUCGUGCUCCUGGGCGGCGGCGGCGGCGCGGACGCCGGCACGACGAGCUCGUACAGGCGGAAGCUGGAGGCGACGGUGGAGAUGCCGCUGGACGCCGACGUGUUCCGCGUCCCGCCGGGGUACAAUGCGCCGCAGCAGGUGCACAUCACGCUGGGCGACCAGGAGGGCACGGCCAUGAUCGUGUCGUGGGUGACGGCCAGCGAGCCGGGCAACAGCACCGUCGCGUACGGCGAGGACCCGGCGAGGAUGGAGCGCCGCGCCGACGGCGCCCACACGCGCUACGACUACUUCAACUACACCUCCGGCUUCAUCCACCACUGCACCCUCAGAAACCUCAAGCACGCCACCAAGUACUACUACGCCAUGGGGUUUGGCCACACGGUCAGGACCUUCUGGUUCACCACGCCGCCCAAGCCGGGCCCUGAUGUGCCCUUCAAGUUCGGCCUCAUCGGCGACCUUGGGCAGACGUUCGACUCCAACAUCACGCUGUCGCACUACGAGUCCAACGGCGGCGACGCCGUGCUGUACGUGGGCGACCUCUCGUACGCCGACAACCACCCGCUCCACGACAACAACCGGUGGGACACGUGGGCGCGGUUCGUGGAGCGCAGCGUGGCGUACCAGCCGUGGGUCUGGACGGCGGGCAACCACGAGCUGGACUUCGCGCCGGAGCUGGGCGAGACCACGCCGUUCAAGCCCUUCGCGCACCGGUACCCGACGCCGUACCGCGCCGCCGGGAGCACGGAGCCCUUCUGGUACUCGGUCAAGGUCGCCUCCGCGCACGUGGUCGUGCUGGCCUCCUACUCCGCCUACGGCAAGUACACGCCGCAGUGGGCGUGGCUGCAGGCGGAGCUGGCGCGCGUGGACCGGAAGACCACGCCGUGGCUCGUCGUGCUCACGCACUCGCCCUGGUACAACAGCAACAACUACCACUACAUGGAGGGGGAGACGAUGCGGGUGCAGUUCGAGCGCUGGCUCGUCGACGCCAAGGUCGACCUCGUGCUCGCCGGCCACGUCCACUCGUACGAGCGCAGCCACCGCGUGUCCAACGUCGCCUACGACAUCGUCAACGGCAAGUCCACGCCCGUCCGGAGCGCCGACGCGCCGGUCUACGUCACCAUCGGCGACGGCGGCAACAUCGAGGGCAUCGCCGACAACUUCACGCGCCCGCAGCCGGGCUACUCCGCCUUCCGGGAGGCCAGCUUCGGCCACGCCACGCUAGACAUCAAGAACCGGACGCACGCCUACUACUCGUGGCACCGCAACCAUGACGGCGCCAAGGUCGUCGCUGACGGCGUCUGGUUCACCAACAGGUACUGGAUGCCCACCGACGACGACACAAACUGACGAUCACCGCCGCAGAGGGAACAAAUUACUGAUAGAUCAGCGUAGCACGUUCCUGAGCUAGCCCCGCCCCCUUUAUGUUCUCCAAUUCAGUAAUGCAAUGCGUUUUUAUGAUUACUGAUGAAUGAAUAAGAAAAAUGGCUACGACUGCCCGCCGGUCAUCCC